Verruconis gallopava is the source of this 2901-nucleotide messenger RNA. RefSeq lists its product as uncharacterized. Gene Ontology annotation, biological process: lipid metabolic process. Bases 38 to 2515 code for a protein of 825 amino acids. The transcript has a single exon. NCBI's taxonomy places the organism in Eukaryota, Fungi, Ascomycota, Dothideomycetes, Venturiales, Sympoventuriaceae. Gene Ontology annotation, molecular function: triacylglycerol lipase activity. The record is from RefSeq and is a predicted model, not a curated record.
CCCGGGGCGAAACCCCUCCUGGUUGUGAUGGCCCAACAUGUCUGAACCCAAGGAAAAGUCCCAACCCAGCUACUCGUACGACGUUACUGAACUUCCAGACUACGACACCGACUUUGUCUGCGAAGAUGAUAUCGCUGCCUUUGCUCGCGCAUUAUCCGCUCCUGAGCCGUCGCCGUCGCAGGACGAUCUCUCCGUUUAUAAUGCACCUACGGUGCAGUCCUCAAAUAUGUUCAUCACUGCCUUGAAUGAUUGGCGCCCCGUCCGUCAGCGUGUGCGAAGAAAAAGAAGAAAGCCGCGACGUGGCAAAGAUGAGACAAGAGAGGGAUUCGUUUAUACGUUGCUCAAGUGGCCGCUGCUCGUCGGUAUCCUAGGCUGGCUCGUCACCCUGAGCAUAAGUUACCUGCUCACUCGAUUUUACAUCUUCAUAUAUGAACACUAUAUCACUUGGAGGGGCUGGAGGAACCGUUUGAGACGGCAACUGCGAAGUUCGACCAGCUAUGAAGAAUGGAUUACAGCCGCAAAAGCGUUGGACACACACUUGGGGAACGACAAGUGGAAAACGGUCGACGAAUAUGCAUACUACGACUCGAAGACGGUCAGACGUGCAUGGACUCAGAUGUCAAAGCUCAGGAAGCUUGCUGAGGCUGACGAAGUCAAACAAAAUUCAGACGGCCAGGCUGUCGACGAACUCCGUGGCUUAGUGGAAGCAAGCGUAAAGAACAACUUUGUUGGAAUUGAAAAUCCGCGCUUGUACAGCGAAUCAUACUAUGGAACUAAAAACCUUGUGCAAAGCUUCAUUGAUGAAGUUCACGCAUCACUCAAAUUUCUCAAGGACACAAGGCAGUUAGACAAGGAAUCCAAGCGCUCGCUAUUCAAACACCUUCACACAAACUUUGGCCGCACAGCCUUGUGCCUGAGUGGCGGUGCUACCUUUGCAUACUAUCACUUUGGCGUCGCAAAGGCUUUGAUGGACUCGGACUUACUCCCUGAUGUCAUCACAGGCACAUCAGGUGGUGCUCUUGUGGCGGUGCUGUUAGGUACUCGCACUAACGAUGAGCUGAAGAGGCUACUCGUGCCAGCACUCGCUCACAAGAUUACGGCAUGCCAUGAUGACGUUUGGACGUGGUUGCCACGAUGGUGGAAGACUGGUGCAAGGUUCGACAGUGUAGAUUGGGCUCGACGCUGUUGUUGGUUCUCGCGUGGCAGCAUGACAUUUCGAGAAGCCUAUCAGCGAACGGGUCGCAUCCUCAAUGUGAGCUGCGUCCCUUCAGACCCACAUUCGCCAACUAUUCUCGCCAAUUAUCUUACCGCCCCGGAUUGUGUAAUUUGGUCGGCCGUCCUCGCCUCUGCAGCUGUGCCUGGCAUCCUGAAUCCUGUCGUCCUAAUGAAGAAGACGAAGACUGGCAAGCUCGAGCCAUACUCAUUUGGUCACAAGUGGAAGGAUGGCUCUCUUCGCACGGACAUACCGCUCAAGGCACUCAACCUUCACUUCAACGUUAACUUCAGUAUCGUUUCGCAAGCUAAUCCUCAUAUUAAUCUGUUCUUCUUCAGUUCACGUGGCACUGUUGGUCGUCCCGUAACCCAUCGUCGUGGUCGUGGUUGGCGUGGUGGCUUUCUUGGAUCAGCAACUGAGCAGUACUUGAAGCUAGAUCUAACAAAAUGGCUCAAGGUGCUGCGGCACCUGGAGCUUCUUCCGAGGCCACUGGGCAGUGAUUGGUCUGAGAUAUGGUUACAGAAAUUCAGUGGAACCAUCACAAUCUGGCCAAAAAGCGUCCCAAGCGAUUUCUACUACAUCUUAUCUGAUCCUAGCGUUGAGCGACUUGCACGUAUGAUCCAUAUGGGCCAACUUGCAACAUGGCCUAAGCUCAAGUUUAUCGAGAACAGGCUCAAAGUCGAGCGACUGAUAGAAGAAGGCAGAAGGGCGACCAGAUCAGUGGUUCCUGCCGGUGGCAUUGCAGAAAUUCUGAGCGAAGACGAUUUACAAGCACUUCUUCGAGACGCAAAGACUAGGGAAGACGCAAGAAAGGCACCAUCUCGAUUAAAGACGCAACAUGAACAAUAUGAAGCGAGUGGUUCGUCCAGUCCUGAGUGGGCAUCCACACCAGUGCAACGACGCAAUAAACCUCUUCCACGAACACCACAAGACCCAUCGGCCAUGCCUACCCCAAGACCAGAGAGCCCUAGCUUGAGCAUGCGCCUCGGUGAAUGGUGGAAUCGUUCACGUGGCUCACUUGAUCUUGGUUCACGCCCGCACAGCGCCAUCUAUGGAAGUGGUCAUGAGAGAAGAGGCUCUCUGGUCGACGAGCUUACAAGACAAAGUCGCGUCUUCUUUGAUGAUGACGACUUUGACAAAGACGAUGGAGACGAAGAAGCCACGACGGACUCCGCAGCCAGCGAGAUUGACACGGAUGAUGGAGAGGUGGAGGAUAGAAGCAAAACGAUGAAUGGUGUUAACAUUAAGACUGGGGACCACGUUGCCAGCGGGCAACGAACUGCCACCUCUGUUGCUGGGUGAGUUGUCAGCUGCGCUUUUCCUUGCGCUGCGCAUCAGGUUGUACUUUCGUUGUAUUAUCUUAGGGCGUCGGCGUUCUCAAAGUCUUGUGUAUUAUAUGUGUGUAGUCAUACUAAUGCAUAAUCAUCAUCGAACAGUCGACCUACGUCUAGAUCAGAGGUCAGGGCGAAUAUGUCACGUCCCAUGAACCGGACACGAAAGUCAUCUUCAGCAUUCAAAGGGCUCGUCGAACGCUUCAAGUCCAAGAGGCAACGGUAGCACCAAGGUCAUUUCGAAAGCUACGUAGGAAGCUCUUUUCUUUUUACUACAAUGUAAUUACCAGGUCUGUUCUCUGUGAUAAGGUAGAUGGACGAAAGGAUGAUUCAACUUGCUCAACGUCGGUUUGUCCC